Bursaphelenchus xylophilus (pine wood nematode) is the source of this 1749-nucleotide messenger RNA. Lineage: Eukaryota; Metazoa; Nematoda; Chromadorea; Rhabditida; Aphelenchoididae. The record is from the annotation of a GenBank genome assembly.
AUGGAACCUACAAAUCACGAAGGAGACGACAUCCAGGUGAUUGAAGCUCCUCAAGAGCGUACCGAAGGAGCUUUACGGACUGCACAGACAGUAGUUAUCUCUCGUGAGGCCUGUAAGAAUUCUACUUUCUUUUCUGCAUUAAGGUUUUUAUUGUACUUGAUUAAAUGUCUGGGACCCUUCUGACUUUCUUCUACUUUAGAUGCGUCUGCAGUCCCCACACCGUCCCGAGUCAUUCCUGGCCGCCCAGUUGCUCGUCCCACGUAUCGCACAUUUUACACCAAUCAAUCGCCUCUUGUCCGACUGGGCAAUAACCUUCCGGCGAUGGUCCCUCGGAUUGAUGGUUACAGGUCCAAACCGACACCGAUGAGAGCUCAAACUGGUCUUCGGAGUACCGAAACAACAGCAGCCACGAGCAACUCUGAUACUGAUCCGUUGGAUUCAACGAUUUCUGAAGUCGCCAAGGCCCCGACUUCAUCUUCCACAUCUAAUGGGAAUCAGCCUACUCUCAGUUUUGCCGUUAGAGCUGGCGCUCAACCAUCGGACGUUAGAUCAGCGAAUGGAGUGAGACCGGGAGUGCCUUUUACUCGACCUCCAGGAGAAAGAAGGUCUUAUUAUGUGAAUGGAGAGCACGUUGUUCCACUCAGCGAUGAUGAAGAAGAAGCUAACAGGGCUGCUGCCCAAAAGAAGACAACUCCGGUGUUGAAGCCGAGAAUCAUUAACGAAGACCAUGCCAGGAUUGUUCAAGCUAAACUGGCGACUGCCAGAGAGAGUGCGCUUAAAGCGGCCAAGUUUAAAGAUAAGAUGUCUAAAUCUCCACUAAGGAAGUCGACCGAACCAAUAAAAAGUCCACCAAGGAAGUCGACUGAUCCGAGACCGGACCCUAUGUUGAAUGUGACUACGAAGACGCCCUUCCCUCAGACCAUCAACCUGACCAAGCCAGACAAGGUGAAAAGAAGCACCCUCGAGAUUGUCAAUGAUCCCUCGUUGUCCAAACCUCGAGGGACAAUGAUCAUGGAUAAAGUUUAUGAGAUCAGGGUAUGUCAUGGUUAAUAUACAUUUUGUUGGUUUUUAGUUAACCGAGCAGUUAAGAAGUUAGUAAAAGGAAUCAGUAUUCGUUUUGCAACCCCAAAACCCGAGAAAAUAUAUAUUUGUUAUAUGUGAUUUAUCGUUUAUGUUGCACUUGCUGUUUAGAUGCCGGAAGCCGUCACCAUUCGCCUAACCGAUGAAGAGAAUGAAAUAAUGAACCGUUUGAAAGCAAAGGGAACUGUGAGGACAUACGCGGGACACAUGGAUGACCUACGUCAAUUCAAGACCGCUCUCUCAUAUUGCAGUAGACUAAUUGAUUAUCAAUAUGAAAUUAUCAAGGACAUGAGUGAGAGACUUCAAGAAUUCAAGAAGAAUGGAGAUGAGUGGAGAAGAGAGGCCAAGAAAUUGCAAAGACAGGUGGCUUGUCGGAUCAUCAAACCUCACAUCACCAAGUACAAAACUCCUUAUUCAAAGGCUAGCCGAAAGAAGAAGAUCCGGGCAAAGCUGAAGGAAAUGGUCACUGAAACCUUUGAAUACAACGAGGAGGACAUGAAAAAAUUAUUACGAGAAACUUUUCCAGAGGCAUUUUAUGUUCCCGAGCCUUCUCAAGACGAGCAAAAAGAAGGAUUCAGGAAGGAAGAUGAUGAUGAGGAUGAUGAAGAUUACAUCCCACAGCAUGUCUACAUGCCUGGACAGGUCCCGCAUGAGUCCCUUUACUAUUAA